Perognathus longimembris pacificus (Pacific pocket mouse) is the source of this 8176-nucleotide messenger RNA. RefSeq names its product leucine rich repeat kinase 2 (gene Lrrk2). Lineage: Eukaryota; Metazoa; Chordata; Mammalia; Rodentia; Heteromyidae. Bases 68 to 7645 code for a protein of 2525 amino acids. Gene Ontology annotation, biological process: protein phosphorylation. The record is from RefSeq and is a predicted model, not a curated record. Gene Ontology annotation, molecular function: ATP binding; protein kinase activity; protein binding. The transcript is spliced from 51 exons.
GGCGGAAGGAGAGGUGGUGGCACCCCCAAGCCCUUUUCUGGAUCUCGGGGUGUGCCUGGGGACCACCAUGGCCAGUGGUCACGGUCAAAGGUGCGAAGAGGAGGACGAGGAAACUCUGAAGAAGUUGCUAGUCAGACUGAACAACGUCCAGGAAGGAAAACAGAUAGAGACGCUGGUUCAAAUCCUGGAAGACAUGCUGGUGUUCACCUACUCCAAUCACGCUUCCACGUUAUUUGAAGGCAAAAAUUUCCACGUGCCUCUGUUGAUCGUUUUGGAUUCCUAUAUGAAAGUCCCCAGUGUGCAGCAGGUGGGCUGGUCCCUUCUGUGUAAAUUAAUAGAAGUCUGUCCAGGUACAAUUCAGAGCUUAAUGGGACCCCAGGAUGUUGGAAAUGAUUGGGAAGUCCUUGGUGUUCACCAACUGAUUCUUAAAAUGUUAACUGUUCAUCAUGCUAAUGCAAACCUUUCAAUAGUUGGACUGAAGGCCUUAGAACUCCUGCUAACUUCAGGCAAGAUCACAUUGUUGAUUCUGGAUGAAGAAAGUGAUGUUUUCUUAUUAAUCGUUGAUGCCAUGAACACAUUUUCAUCCAAUGAAGAGGUCCAGAAACUUGGAUGCAAGGCAUUAUGUGUGCUGUUUGAAAGAGUGUCUGAGGAACAACUAAUUGAAUUUGUUGAGAACAAAGAUUAUAGGAUAUUGUUAAGUGCAUUACAAAACUUUAAAGGUGAAGAAGAAAUUGUGCUCCAUGUACUGCACUGUUUGCAUUCCCUAGCGAUUCCUUGCAAUAAUGUUGAAGUCCUCAUGAGUGGCAAUGUCAGGUGUUACAAAAUUGUGAUAGAUGCCAUGCAAUCAUUCCCCAUCAAUGAAAAGAUUCAGCAAGUCAGUUGCUGCUUGCUCCAUCGGCUGACCUUAGGUAAUUUUUUCAAUAUGCUAGUAUUAAAUGAGGUUCAUGAAUUUGUGGUGAAGGCUGUGGAGAGAUAUCCAAAGAACGCAGUGUUACAAAUCUCAGCCCUCAGCUGCUUAGCACUUCUGACUGAGACCAUUUUCUUAAAUCAAGACUUAGAAGAAAAGAAUGAGACUCUGGAGAGAGAGGAGGAGGAGAAGGAAGAAGAUAAACUGUUCUGGCUGGAAGCCUGUUACAGAGCUUUAACAUGGCACAGAAAGAAUAAACAUGUACAGGAGGCUGCAUGUUGGGCGUUAAACAAUCUCCUCAUGUACCAAAACAGUUUACACAAGAAGAUUGGAGAUGAAGAUGGCCAGUUUCCAGCUCACAGGGAGGUGAUGCUGGCUAUGCUGAUGCAUUCUUCCUCCAAGGAAGUCUUCCAGGCGUCCACCACUGCGUUGUCAACUCUCUUGGAACAAAAUGUUGAUUUUAGAAAAAUCCUGAUGUCAAAAGGAAUAUACCUGAAUGUUUUGGAGUUAAUGCAGAAGCACAUACAUUCUCCGGAAGUGGCUGAAAGUGGAUGUAGGAUGCUCAGUCAUCUUUUUGAAGGAAGUAACACUCCCCUGGAUACAAUGGCAGAAGUGGUCCCUAAGAUAAUAACAACUAUGCGAAGCCACCAGACAUUGUUGUCUGUGCAGCUGGAGGCUCUCCGGGCCAUUGUGCAUUUUAUAGUGCCUGGCAUGUCAGAUGAUUCCAGAGAUGAAUUUCAGCGUAAACUAGAUAUGGUUAAAAAACAAUGUUUCAAGAAUGAUAUUCACAAGCUUGUACUAUCGGCUUUGAACAGGUUUAUUGGCAAUCCUGGGAUUCAGAGGUGCGGAUUGAAAAUAAUUUCUUCACUAGCACAUUUUCCUGAUGUGCUGGAGAUGCUGUCCUUGGAUGGUGCUGUGGACUCUGUACUUCAUACACUGCAGAUGUAUCCAGAUGACCAAGAAGUUCAGUGUCUAGGUUUACAUCUCUUAGGAUGCUUGAGUACCAAGAAGAAUUUAUGCACAGGAAGUGGGCUGCUGGCUAAGAUUCUAGUUUCCAGUUUACAACGGUUUAAAGAUGUUAUUGAAGUGCAGAUCACAGGAUUUCAGACAAUCUUUGCCAUUCUGGACCUGUCAGCAUCUUUUUCUAAGCUGCUCCUGCAUCAUUCAUUUGAGUCCGUAAUAUUCUAUCAGAUGUCGUCUGGUAUCACAGAACCAAAGGACCCACAGUUUCUCAAUCUCUGUUGCAAAUGUUUUGCAAAACUGGUGAUGGAUGAAGAUUUAAAAAAUGUGAUGUUACAAAGAGCCUGUGAUCAGAAUAAUAGCAUCAUGGUAGAAUGUUUGCUUCUCCUGGGAGCAGAUUCCAAUCAAGCCAAGGAGGCAACUUCUUUAAUUUGUCAGGUCUGUGAGAAAGAGAGCAACCCCAAAUUGGUGGAGCUGCUGCUGAAUAGCGGAUCCCAUGAAGAGGAUGUAAGGAAAGCGUUGAUGAUUAGCAUGCAGAAGGGGGACAGCCAUGUAAUCAGCUUGCUCUUAAGGAGGCUGGCACUAGAUCUGGCCAACAACAGCAUCUGCCUGGGAGGAUUUGGUAUAGGAAAAAUUGAACCUUCUUGGCUGGGUCCUUUAUUUCCAGAUAAGACAUCCAAUUUAAGGAAACAAACGAAUGCAGGUUCUAUGCUAGCAAGAAUGGUACUCAGGCACCAGAUGAGAAGGAUCGUGGAGGAAGGAGCAGCUGCAGGCAGUGAUGGGAAUUUCUCUGAAGAUGUACUGGAUAAGCUCAGUGAAUGGACUUUCAUUCCAGAUUCUUCCAUGGACAGUGUGUUUGGUCAGAGUGAUGAUCUGGAUAGUGAAGGAAGUGAAAGUUCAUUUCUUGUGAAAAACAAAACAAAUUCCAUUAGUGUGGGAGAUUUUUACCAUGAUCCUGUGUUGCAACGUUGCUCACCAAAUUUGCAAAGGCAUUCGAAUUCAUUGGGACCCAUUUUUGAUCAUGAAGAUAUGCUGAAGCGAAAAAUGAAAAUAUUGUCUUCAGAUGAUUCAAUCAGGUCAUCAAAACUUCAGUGUCAUAUGAGGAAUUCAGACAGCAUUUCCUCCUUGGCUUCUGAGAGAGAGUACAUUGCAUCAUUAGACCUUUCAUCCAAUGAGCUCAGAGAUAUUGAUGCCCUGAGCCAGAAAUGCUGUAUAAGUGGUCAUUUGGAGCAUCUCGAAAAGUUGGAGCUUCACCAGAAUGCACUCACCAACUUUCCACAGCAAUUAUGUGAAACCCUGAAGUGCUUGACGCACUUGGAUUUGCACAGUAAUAAAUUCACAACCUUUCCCUCCUACUUGCUGAAAAUGAAUUGCCUUGCCUACCUGGAUGCCUCUCGCAAUGACAUUGGACUUCCAGUGGUGUUAGAUCCUGGCCUGAAGUGCCCCACCUUGAAGCAGUUCAACCUGUCCUACAACCAGCUCUCUUCUGUACCUGAGAACCUCACUGAUGCUGUGGAGAAACUGGAGCAGCUCAUUUUAGAAGGGAAUAAAAUAUCAGGAAUAUGUUUCCCUUUGAGCCUGAAGGAAUUGAAGGUUUUAAACCUUAGUAAGAACCACAUCUCAUCCCUGCCAGAGAACUUUCUUGAAGCUUGUCCAAAAGUAGAGAGUUUCAGUGCCAGAAUGAAUUUUCUUGCUACUAUGCCUUUCUUGCCUUCUUCCAUAACAAGCCUAAAAUUAUCUCAAAACAAAUUUACAUGUGUUCCAGAUGUAAUUUUAAAUCUACCACACUUACGGUCAUUGGACAUGAGCAGCAAUGGCAUUAAAAGUCUGCCUGGACCUUCACACUGGAAAUCUUUGAACUUAAGGGAGCUCUUGUUUAGCUACAAUCAGAUCAGCAUCUUGGACUUGAGUGAAAAAGCACACACCUGGUCUAGAGUAGAGAAACUACACCUUUCCCAUAAUAAACUGAAGGAGAUUCCUCCUGAGAUUGGCUGUCUUGAAAAUCUGGCAUCUCUGGACGUCAGUUACAACUCGGAGCUGAGAUCCUUCCCCAACGAGAUGGGAAAGUUAAGCAAAAUAUGGGAUCUUCCUCUGGAUGAAUUGCAUCUAAAUUUCGAUUUUAAACAUAUUGGAUGCAAAGCAAAGGACAUCAUCAGAUUUCUUCAGCAACGGUUAAAGAAGGCUGUUCCCUACAACCGCAUGAAACUCCUGAUUGUGGGAAAUACUGGGAGUGGUAAAACCACCUUACUGCAGCAGUUAAUGAAAACCAAGAAAUCGGAUCUUGGGAUUCAGGGUGCUACAGUGGGCAUUGAUGUGAAAGACUGGCCCAUCCAAAUCAGGGGCAAGAGGAAAAAAGACCUUGUUCUAAAUGUGUGGGAUUUUGCAGGUCGUGAAGAAUUCUACAGCACUCACCCCCAUUUCAUGACCCAGCGAGCACUGUACCUUGCUGUCUACGACCUCAGCAAGGGGCAGGCAGAAGUGGAUGCCAUGAAACCCUGGCUCUUCAAUAUAAAGGCUCGUGCUUCUUCCUCUCCUGUCAUUCUUGUGGGCACACAUCUGGACAUUUCUGAUGAGAAGCAGCGCAAGGCCUGUAUAGGAAAAAUCACCAAGGAGCUGCUGAACAAGCGAGGCUUUCCUGCAAUACGAGAUUACCACUUUGUGAAUGCCACCGAGGAAUCUGAUGCUCUAGCUAAACUUAGGAAAACUAUCAUAAAUGAGAGUCUGAAUUUCAAGAUUCGAGAUCAGCCUGUUGUGGGACAGCUAAUUCCAGACUGCUAUGUAGAACUUGAGAAAAUCAUUUUAUCAGAGCGUAAAAAUGUGCCAAUUGAAUUUCCUGUAAUUGACCAGAAGCAAUUAUUACAACUAGUGAAAGAAAACCAGCUACAAUUAGAUGAAAAUGAGCUCCCUCAUGCAGUUCAUUUCUUAAAUGAAUCAGGAGUCCUUCUUCAUUUUCAAGACCCAGCACUACAGUUAAGUGACUUAUAUUUUGUGGAUCCAAAGUGGCUUUGUAAAGUCAUGGCUCAGAUUUUGACAGUAAAAGUGGAAGGCCAUCGGAAACAUCCUAAAGGAAUUAUUUCACGUAGAGAUGUGGAAACAUUUCUUUCUAAGAAGAAAAGAUUUCCGAAGAACUACAUGAUGCAGUACUUUAAACUCUUAGAAAAGUUCCAGAUUGCCUUGCCACAAGGAGAAGAGUGUUUACUGGUUCCAAGCAGUUUAUCGGACCACAGACCUGUGAUAGAGCUUCCUCAUUGUGAGAACUCUGAAAUUAUCAUUCGACUCUAUGAAAUGCCCUAUUUUCCCAUGGGAUUUUGGUCAAGAUUAAUCAAUCGAUUACUUGAAAUUUCACCUUACAUGCUUUCUGGAAGAGAACGAGCACUUCGCCCAAACAGAACAUAUUGGCGACAAGGAAUCUACUUGAAUUGGUCUCCUGAGGCUUAUUGUCUGGUGGGAUCUGAAAUCUUAGAUGAUUGUCCAGAGAGUUUCUUAAAAAUCACAGUUCCUUCUUGUAGAAAAGGCUGCAUUCUUUUGGGCCAAGUUGUGGACCACAUUGAUUCUCUUAUGGAAGAAUGGUUUCCUGGGUUGCUGGAGAUUGAUAUCUGUGGUGAAGGUGAAACUCUGUUGAAGAAAUGGGCAUUAUACAGUUUUAAUGAUGGCGAAGAUCAUCAAAAAAUCUUACUUGAUGACUUGAUGAAGAAAGCAGAAGAAGGAGACCUUCUAGUAAACCCAGAUCAACCGAGGCUCACCAUUCCAAUAUCUCAGAUUGCCCCUGACUUGAUUUUGGCUGACCUGCCUAGAAAUAUUAUGUUGAAUAAUGAUGAGUUGGAGUUUGAGCAAGCUCCAGAGUUUCUCUUAGGUGAUGGCAGUUUUGGAUCUGUUUAUCGAGCAGCCUAUGAAGGUGAGGAAGUGGCUGUGAAGAUUUUUAAUAAACAUACAUCACUUAGAUUGUUACGACAAGAGCUGGUGGUGCUUUGCCACCUCCAUCACCCCAGCUUAAUAUCUUUGCUGGCAGCUGGAAUUCGCCCUCGAAUGUUGGUGAUGGAGCUGGCCCCCAAGGGCUCCUUAGAUCGCCUGCUUCAGCAGGACAAAGCCAGCCUCACCCGCACUCUCCAGCACAGGAUCGCCCUUCAUGUGGCUGAUGGCUUGAGGUACCUGCACUCAGCCAUGAUUAUAUACCGAGACUUGAAGCCCCAUAACGUGCUGCUUUUUACCCUGUACCCCAAUGCAGCCAUCAUUGCGAAGAUUGCUGACUAUGGGAUUGCUCAAUACUGCUGCAGAAUGGGAAUAAAAACAUCAGAGGGCACACCAGGAUUUCGAGCACCUGAAGUUGCCAGAGGAAAUGUCAUUUACAAUCAGCAGGCUGAUGUGUACUCGUUUGGCCUGUUACUCUAUGACAUUUUGACAACUGGAGGUAGAAUAGUAGAAGGUUUGAAGUUUCCAAGUGAGUUUGAUGAAUUAGCACUACAAGGAAAAUUACCUGAUCCGGUUAAAGAAUAUGGCUGUACCCCAUGGCCUAUGGUAGAGAAGCUAAUUAAAAAAUGUUUGAAAGAAAACCCUCAGGAAAGGCCUACUUCUGCCCAGGUCUUUGACAUUCUGAAUUCAGCUGAGCUAAUCUGUCUGAUGAAACACAUUUCAAUAUCAAAAAACAUUAUAGCUGAAUGCAUGGUUGCUACAAAUUCUAACAGCAAUAAUGCAAGCAUUUGGCUGGGCUGUGGGCACACAGACAAAGGCCAGCUCUCUUUUCUUGACUUAAACACUGAAGAACACACUACUGAGGACGUUGAAGAUAGUAGAAUAUUGUGCUUGGCCUUUGUGCAUCUCUCUGCUGAGAAGGAGAACUGGAUCGUGUCUGGGACACAGUCUGGUGUUCUCCUGGCCAUCAAUGCUGAAGACAGGACCAAGAGGCAUACCCUGGAAAAGAUGACUGAUUCCAUUACUUGCUUGUAUUGUAACUGCUCCAAGCAGAGCAAGCAGAAAAAUUUUCUUUUGGUGGGAACUGCUAAUGGUAACUUAGCAGUUUUUGAAGAUAAAGCUGUUAAGUGUAAAGGAGCGGCUCCCUUGAAGACCCUGAGCCUGGGAGAUGCAAGCACUCCACUUAUGUGCUUGAGUGAAUCCAUGAAUUCCUCUGAGAAACACAUCAUGUGGGGAGGAUGUGGCACAAAGGUUUUCUCAUUCUCUAAUGACUUCUCCAUUCAGAAGCUCAUUGAGACAAGGACAAACCAGCUGUUUUCCUAUGCAGCUUUCAGUGAUUUGAACAUCAUAGCAGUUGCUGUGGACACAGUGCUCUAUAUCGCAAAGAAAAACAGCCCUGUCGUGGAAGUGUGGGACAAGAAAACAGAAAAACUCUGUGAACUAAUAGACUGCGUGCAGUUUUUAAAGGAAGUCGUGGUAAAAAUAAACAAGGAAUCAAAGCACAGGCUGUGCUAUGCCGGGAGAGUAAAGGCACUCUGCCUUCAGAAGAACACGGCUCUCUGGAUAGGAACUGGAGGGGGCCAUAUUUUACUCCUGGAUCUUUCCACUCGGCGAAUCAUACGGAUAAUUAACAACUUCUGCGAUUCUGUUAGACUCAUGGUGACAGCACAAUUAGGAAGUCUUAAAAAUAUCAUGGUGGUUUUGGGGUACAAACGGAAAAGUACAGAAGGUACACAACAACAAAAAGAAAUACAAUCUUGCUUGUCUAUUUGGGAUAUCAAUCUUCCACAUGAAGUGCAAAAUUUGGAAAAACACAUUGAAGUGAGGAAAGAAUUAGCUGAAAAAAUGAGAAAAACAUCCAUUGAAUAGAAGGGGAUCAGAAAUCUCAGACUUUGCAUGGGAAAAUGGUUAUUUUGUAAAUAUGUAUUUUAAAAUGUUUACAUUUGAAAAGGGCACUUCCACUUUUUGAGAUGACUCAUGUGUAUAUGAAGGAAUGUUUAUAUGUUAUAUUUUUAAUUUAAAUAUAUGUAAAAUAGUGACAAGUAAAAGUAUGUUUUAUAGAACUUUAAGAUACAAUGUUAUAUUUCCUAUAUACCUUAGUUUGGCAGGUUAAUUCAAAGAAAUAUAUUGGAGGACUUAAUUGAAAUACUCAGACUAAAGUAGAAAAAGUCAUUUGCUUUUGUUUUGCUAUCUGUAUGCAAGGUAAACUUUGUUUAAGGUUCUUGCUUAAGGUCAGAUUGUUGCUUAUUUCCCUUUCUUGAAGUUUUCCAGAGUAGAUUAAAAGUAAUUGGGCAAUUUUCUGAGUAACACAUUCUUUGUUAGCUUUCUUAUAGUAUUGCACUAUGAUAUAGGACUAUGAGUUGUCAAGUGGAUUUUUAUGAAUAAAGCUCUCUAUUGGGA